GCGCAUAGAGUUCACGUAACGCGAUUUUUUUAUUGUCUUUUUUACUCUCGACAAAAGGAUUACACUUCGCUUUCAAGGUGCGCGAUGGACGUUUCUAACGCAGCCCGCGGCCUGUGAUCUAUUGUUUUUGCCGUGUGUAUAAUGCGAGCCUGGGAUAUAAAAGUGAUUAGCUCGUGAUUGAUUAUUUAUUCGCGUCGGUUUUUCACACGCGAAGCGAUGUUUUUCGCUUACUUCUACGACACUGUAACCCGUUCGCGGUGCGUUUAUGCAGAUUUAUGCGCGUAAUUUGACAGUUCACGAGAGCAAAUUACUCUUUUUGCAACGCAUGUGUAUAGGUCAAUUCGAAUCGGCUCUCGCUGACAUGUGUAUAACGCCGCGAGCUCGACAGCGCUGUACACCCUGUACACACUCGAGUCGGGGCUUUUUUUAUCGAUCCUAAAAUUGCCUGCAGUCUAGAGCCUCGCGUAAAGGAGCGCGUGUACGCGGCCUUUGUGCAGGCGUUAGGCCUCCGUAUGCCAUUACCGGCGUUUAUUACGCGAGAAAGAAAUCCUUCUGCUUUUGAUUUUAGCAUAGAGAGAAAAGAGAACAGAACGCCGAGGUUUACCAGGAAAAAACAUUAUGCUUGUCUCGUGCUUUACGGCGGCUGGUACGAGAUGACGUCGGGGUUUUCGGGAGUCGCGAGCAGCGAGUUUCGUUGCCUGAAUUCUUAAUUAUUUCUUCCGCGUCGAGGUUCUAUAUGUGUUUGUGCAAACGAGCUCCUUGGCUUUUUUUCUGAGCGAAUAAAUCUAGUAGAAAUUCUAGACAGCGACUGAGAGAGAAUACACUCGGUUCGUGUUGUCGUUUAAAUAUUUACAAUCGAGUAUAGCUUCUCGGCAUUUAACAGUUGUACGCGGAACCUCGAUUUCUCGGUAAGGCAUUACAGCCGAAUAUUACUUCGGAGUCGUAAUACGUAUAAUACAACUCGCAGCGGUGCACACAAGGGAUCCUUGAUAAAAGUCGGCGAGUGUACUUAGAUUUCAAAAUAUAUAUGUCUGGGCGCUAGAUUUUGCGCAACUUUGCCCGCAACCUCAAUUUUCUCUCUCUUUCUCCACGUCUCCCGCUCACUUCUCCGCAUGCACCCGCGUUAUGCAUCGAAUAAACGCGCGCCCCUCUUUGUUACUUUAAGGAAAACCAUCGAAUCGCUAAAUUCAAUCAAUCCUCUCAACACCUCGCCGCAAGCCCCUAAUUUCCCCGUAGAACAAUCUGCAUAAUAUUAAAUCGAACGGCGGCGAAAUAAAAGAAGCUUCUCGCGCAACUGCAGUCGACGAAUUUGUAAACGGCGGCAGCUCACACAAUGCGCGCAACGUCGCGGCGGCGGCGCACGCAAACAUCGAUAAGAUGGCAAUCUAGCUUCGAGCCAAUAUACAAGGGACCCCCGCCGCCGAUAAAAAUACGAAGAGCCGGCUCAAGGAGAGUUAUAUAUGCAAAGCGGGAUAGAGGCGCGGUAAUGGGUUAAAAGGAGGAAUACGCGUCCGACUUGCCUCCUGGCUGUCGAUAGUAUUAUUCUUAUUUUUUUUUCUUCUUAUUCGAGUGUGUGACUUUUCUUCUCUCUCUUCGCGUGUUUUUCUUUCUGGACUUUUUUUUCCUCGAUGAGUUGGAGGGAAUGACUUUUUUUUUAAGAUUUAUGGUUUGCCUUGCGAUGACGAUGAUGCGCGCGACUCCGGCAAAUUGAAAUGGAAAGGAGUGAAACAUUAUGUUGUUAGGCAAACGAAGUGCGCAUGUGUGUGUGUGUGUGUGAGAUAUUCCAUGCGAUUAAGAGUUGUAAUUAUACGUAGGUUUCGUCAUGAACUUGGAGAGCUAGAUAAAAAGGGGUAAAUCCUCGGGAAUGUGUGCGCGUGUUGGCCUCUGAGACACGAAAUAAUUGAUCUUCGCUCGUUAUUUAGUCGUGUGUAUAAGCCGAUGACGCGUCGUCGGGAUGUUACUUCUCCGAAAAAGGAACAGAUUGAAGACGAACGUGGUCUUAUUAUUUUCCUCGUUUUUUUGUCUUCGCUGUAAGCGGCGUAAUUACCGGCCAGAAAAGCCUUUUUCGUUAGUUUUCUAUUUUCGUCCGCUAAUUUUGGCGGGUGUUAUUUCUCUUCGAGACUCUUCAAGCGCCCGUGGACUUGUUCUUCGAUAUACUUUUUUUUUAAUGACUCGUUUUUGCCUUGGACGGUUUGCGUCGUGAUAAAGUCAUGAAGAAUGUUUAAACAACUUUUUUUCCUGUAAAAUUAAAAACUUCUAUUAAUUACUCGUGCGUACGUAUAGUUUAACAGUUCAGAAGAAUUAUUUAUAAAAACAAAGUCUCGUACAUGCGACCUGGUUGAGUUAAUUUAUGUCAUUGUAUAAUUUAUCUAAAGAAUCUUAACAGCGCAAAACGUGUGCCUGCAGCGUACGUAACGCAAAACGAAAAAAUAAUUGUCUUCUCUGGAUUGGAAAAACUUGAAAAUAUUUAGGUUGCCAACAUUUCAUUUAUAACGCGAUAAAUCGUCCUCCGACUAAGUACUCCUGAAAUUUAUCGAUAAAAUUAAUUAACGAUGUAUCUUCUUGUUCCAACUUGGGGCAUCGGAAUCUUUGUACCGCAAUAUAACGUCUCGAUGCAUCGUUAAUCCAUCAUCCAUAUAAUAUCUCAUAACCGCGUUACGCAACGAGUAUUCCGAAAGUACCUUUUCAAUGAAGCCGCCGUAAAUAAAAAUCGACGGGCAAAAAUGUAACUGGGCCUCUCUCCUUUUUUAUCGGGUCUGAUAAGUUAGUCGAAAUUUCGCCGUCGGUCGUCUCCUCUCUCCAAAAAUGGCCAUCUUACGGAGUUUCACACUCGAUGUUUAUUUCAUUGUGUGAAGUGGGUGAACGUGUAAGCAGAUGGAAAAAAAGAGGAGAACAAUCUCGUUAGAGCUGCUGCUGCAGUCCGAAUUUCUCGUCGGAAUAAAAUACGCGCGUAACGGCCCUCUGGCUUGAAUUAUUCAUUAGAGAUCAGCUGUCGGGGGAGGGAAGGAGGAGAAUAUAUGCUCUUUUUUUGCUGGAAGAGCUGCUUAAUUAAACACCUCAGGUGCCUCCCAGGAAAGAACAAACAGCCGCGGAAUCGCUUUCACUGCCGCUCCCGCCCCCGCGCGCUCGCAUCGGGAUGUUGUGAGCUUCUUCGUGCGACCAUAUUAUAUCGUUCUGAAUACGGAAGUUUCGUUGCUUGAUAAAUCGUUGCAUUAAUUUCUUGACUUUACGGGGAGUUUGUAAAACAGUCUGUUAACUUGAGAUUCAUGGGAUAUGCGUAUCUUGGAUCACUUAGAGACUGUACGGUUAAGUGGUUUGAGAGUAAUUUGAAUAAUUCUGCUAUGAUAGAGCUUUAUCUAGUGUUUCUUUCGUUUAUACAUGCUGGAAUUAUUGCGAAUAUCUGAAUUCUAAGCAAGCUUUGCGAUAAGUCGGAGUGAAAUCAGUUUGUUCUGCACACUUGAUCGAAUUAGCAACUUGUUAUAUAGCACAUAAAUUGAAAAAUUCCUUCAAACGAAGCGAUUGUGUCUCUCUUUCGAGCAGCGAAACUUCCGCUAUAAAACGAGCCCGAUGUGAACCGAAGAAGAAAACAGCCUUUUUUUACCCCUUCUCAUCCGACUGUAUACGAAUAACUUAAUUUAUUCCCUCCAGGCCUCAAAAGAGAGAAGCCGAUGAAACCAGAAAAUUUCACAAAGCUCCGCUGUGAUAAACUAAAGUAAACUAUACAUUAAAAAAACUUUAUCACUACGAAGCAACAGAUUUCUACUCGUGAUAAGAAGAUACUUAGAUCGUGAUAAGUAAAGCAUAGCACAAACACAACAAAAGCGCAGCCUUCGCAUUACUGUAAAAGUAAAGCACGUAAAUUUUUACGAGCCGUGAAAACAAUCAUCUCCCGACGAUAAACCAAGCGCAAAAAAUGACAGCGGCGUGAGAGAGAAAAGAGUCGCCGCAUCGUCAGUCUGUGAUAAAAAAGAAGCAUCAGCAGAAUGACGGACUCGGACGUGAUCGUGGCGAACGGUCACCGAUGCUCACACCGCGGCCUCGUCAAGUAUCCGAGCAUCGACAAAAAGCUGUGGGAUGCAAGCAGCAGCUGGAUACUGCAGUGGGACAACAUCGUUAAACACCCGGGCGCAAGGGCACGUGGAUGCCACUGCGACAUCCACAAGCCGCCUUGGCUCUACCCCGAUUUAGUUGGAAAAGAUCUGGACGAACCGGACAGAGCGAUAAAAUCGGCACCGGUCAAAAGGACGCCGAGUCUGCUGCAGAAGAAGAGCCAGUUUGGACCGGCGAAGGCGCCACCCGUACCCCAAGCUCAAUUUGGUAAUCCAGCGACAGUCACAAGGGUGCCUUCCGUCAAACGAAAUCCGUCCUUUAAGUCUGCAUCAUCAGGUCAAGCUGGUGCAGUGGACGAAGAAACCUUCCUCACGGCGUUCGAGGAUGUGCCACCGGUGAAGCUAUUCUCCAGCAAGGAUCUCGAGGAGCAAAUGAAGGCGAUUAAGGACAUUAUAGGCGAUGACAAGAAAGACUGGAAACAGAGAACGGAUAGCAUGAAAAAACUGCGAGGGAUAAUAAUAGCCGGCGGAAUGAACUACGACAUAUUCCCGGUCUGUCUGAAGGAUCUUCAGCGGCCGUUCGAGACGGCCUGCGCGGAUCUGCGCUCGCAGGUGGUUCGCGAGGUCUGCAUCACCCUCGCCUAUCUGAGUCUCCAGCUCAAGAACAAGUUCGCCAGUUUCGGCGAGACCGUUUUGCCGACGUUAAUGAACCUCAUCCAAAACAGUGCCAAGGUCGUGGCGACGGCUGGUGCAGUGGCGGUGCGUUUUAUACUGCAGAACACCCACAGCAGCCGCUACGUGCCAAUCAUCGUGGCGUCACUGAACAACAAGAGUAAAGACAUACGCCGUGCGACCUGCGAGUAUCUGCACUUGAUUCUGCAGUCCUGGCAGACGGCAAUUCUGCAGAAGCACGUGAACAUUCUUCAGGACGCGAUAAAGAAGGGGAUGGCCGACUCAGAUUCCGAGGCUAGAGCUUUCGCCAGAAAAUCUUACUGGGCAUUCAAAGAGCACUUCCCGGAAAAUGCCGAAGCCCUGCUCAACAGUCUCGACGCGACGUACAAACGUGCCCUGAUGUCACUGAGCAACAGCGGCAGCAUAAACAGCCUGAACGCGGUGUCGAAAACGAAUACUAGUCCACGCGCGCCUAGACCUGCCAUGAGUGCCACAGGUAGCACGGAAAACUUGCAUCAUACUCAGGGCCAACCUCAUGGCCCGCUCAGACGCACUCCGUCCUUGCCACGAUCUUAUCGUCAAUCUGGGAUUCCGAUUCUUCAAAGACCUACUGACAAUCACUGUCGCGUAUCCCCUGGAGUAAGAUCAACAAGUGCCAUAGAUCUCCAAGCUGCUCAAAGAGCCAAAGCUAGAAUGAAGUAUGCGUACAUGAAUCGACAGAAGGCUACACUUCAUAAUGAUCAUGGUGGUCAACCAAGCAGACAAGCUCGGCCGAAUAAAUCGCCAGAAUCCAGUUCUAUGGCCAGUCCCGAAAGAAUUGCACGAACAAGAACUCGCGUUUCUGGAGUUUCGCAAUCUCAACCUAGCAGUAGAUCUGGUUCACCUUCGUCCAGGUUGAGCUAUGCAACGUACAAUAGGGAUGGUGAAUCUCUGGUUCCAAGACCUAAAAUAUUGGAUCAUGGAAUGCGAAGCUCGGGAAAUAGUCGGGAACCUAGUCCGCAACGAUUUGGGUAUGACAGAAACAGUUUUGGAAGUAAAGUCAGGAGUAGGAAUUUACACAUGUCACCGACGGAUAGGCCACCUUCUCGACCUGUUAUGGCGCAAAAAAUGCUCCAGCAAUCGCGCGAAGCUGAAUCUGCAUUAGCUGAUGCUCUUACGUUCGACAGUAUUGACAGUUAUACCAGAACACCUAAAGGUAAAGGAGAUCAUAGUGAUGACAGUGAAACCAGCAGCAUUUGUUCAGAACGCAGUCACGACAGCUUUCGUAGACCGAGCGAUUCAUUUUCGUGGAGUGGCUCCCAGCAAAGAUUGUAUCGAGAUGUAUGGGAUCAAUCAAUCCCAAAGGAUAUUAAAGAGAUUAUCGAUAAUUGUGGACACAAACACUGGGCUGAUCGGAAAGAGGGUUUGCUAGGCCUGCAGCAUUAUCUUGCCAGUGGAUUCACGUUAAGUGCCACAGAGCUACGUAAAAUAACUGAUAUUUUUGCAAAAAUGUUCAUGGAUUCGCAUACAAAAGUCUUUAGUUUGUUCCUCGAUACUUUGAAUGAUUUGAUUCAAACUCACUGUGAAGAUCUUGGUGAUUGGCUCUAUGUGUUGUGUACUCGACUUCUUAACAAACUGGGAACGGAUUUACUUGGAUCAAUUCAGACGAAAAUUCACAAAACGUUGGAAGGUGUUAGGGAAUGCUUUACAGGCGAGCAGUUAUUACCAUGUGUAAUGCGAUUCUUAACGAAUCCCACUCAAACGCCAAAUUCCCGCGUUAAAGUAGCAACUUUGACAUUUAUAACUCAAAUUGCUGAGACUGCUGAACCGUCCGCUUUGAAUAGUUCUGCGGGUCCAGGGCUCGCUAGACUGUUAGACUGGACAAACGAUGUCAAAAGUCAAGAUGUCAGGAGACAUGCCCAAAAUGCUGUGAUCGCCCUUUAUAAUUUGAAUCCAUCACAGUUUACAAUGAUACUUUCAGAACUGCCAAAGUAUUAUCAGGAAGCUGCACUCCCACUCAUUCAAAGUCACUUGAAAAGAUCUUCGGCUACGAGUACACCAGCUUCUCCUGGAACACCUCCGCCCAGAGUUCCCAACUCACCAGCGCGUACUAAAGUAAGAGUAGAAAAUGAAGGCGCGGAUGAUAGCUUGAAUCCUGAAGAAGUUUACAAAUCUUUACGUCGUACAACGGCGGAAAUUCAAAAUUAUGGGUUUGAGCGCCUAGAAAGAGCAACUACCAGCAAAGACAGUGGUAUUAGUAAUAUGGCUGACGUAGAAGAAAGACUGGAGGGUCUUACUCUAUCUAACUCGGGACGUUCUUCUUCGGUUUCAUCGCCUACACAACGCGGCAAGACCGUUACCAACGUGGCAGUAAACGGUUCAAAUGACACUAUCGCCGGUGACCUUAUACUACCUCAGGAGAAUAAUGGAUAUAAAACUCAUGGCUCCUCGCCGGAUUCAAUAAGAGGGCCAGAAGUUCUUGAUAACACAUUGAAGAUACUACAAGCGGAAGAAUCGCAAAUUACGGAAAAAGUGGCUGCGUUACAAGAAUUCCAACAAUACGUUCGUGAAGGAGAUGCUCUUUAUAUAAAGCAGCAUUUUAAAAGACUGUUAAAAACGUUAAUUGGAAGUUUGGCCAGCGAUAAUAAAGAGAUGCAGAUUGAAGUGCUCCAGUCCCUCAUAGACAUGCUAAAGUGCCCUGAAUUAGCAGAAAGCUUCUCUAAUUACGCAGAGCUCUUAGUUCUGAAAGUAAUAAGAGCUCACAAAUAUGACGAUCAAAAGUCUGAUGCGAGUAGCAGCAGCAGUAACAGCGCUAGAACCACGGUAAAAUAUCCUGAGGUGCUCAGAAUGGCGGAGAAGUGCGCAGCUACUGUAGCCGUAAUUUUGCCACCCGAACAAACGAUACAAUUCGCUUCAUCUAUGAUGACCACAGAGCCAUUCCCACAAAACAUGGGUGCAAUUAAAAUGCUUCACAAAGUAGUGGAACACUAUGGCCGGGAGGCGAUAGAACCACAUCUUUCAAAAGUUAUGCCAGGUCUUAUAAAGGCCUAUGAUGAUGCCGAAUCGACGGUGCGCAAGAGCGCGGUAUUCUGCAUGGUGGCAAUACAUGCGGCUGUCGGCGAAGAGGCACUGAAGCCUCAUCUGAGCUCCCUGUAUGGCAGUAAGCUCAAACUGCUCAACAUCUACAUUCAACGAGCACAGCAAGCCACGAGCCAGCCGGCGAGUCCUCGUAGUAACAGCAACAAAAACUAACCGGCGACGGCUGCCAGCGCCGGUGGCAGCAGCAUCACCACCGCCGCGACACUCAGGAUUGCAAUUAUGAAGAGAUUCGCUCGCCUCACAGCGAGGCAUGAGCGAUUGCUCUUUCAAUUUCUCAGCAAGUCCGAGCCCUGAUCCCAAGGCGCGACACUGAAUUUUCUUUAUACCAAGUACAAAAGAUGAUGGACUGUCAAUACGUUGUACUAGGCUCUGCUGGCGACGCCGAGGGCAGGGAUGUGGCGCAGAAGGAGGAGGAGGACGAAAGUUUAGAGAACGUUUUUAAGCCUACUCUCUGCGAUGAUUAUUCUCUCGUGAUCGGAUUUGCUUAAUAUUCGUUUAUCUCUUGAACGACUGUGUAUAUACUUUGAUGGACGUUUUCGUGUAAAACACCGUUAUAAGCGCACUUGCUUCGGCUCUUUAACGCUGGUCGAUCGGUGCUUUUUAGUGUAUAGCACUGUGAGCAAUAACAGAGAAAAAUAAACUUGUGGCACUGCAGAUAUGCCGAUGACGUAACGAGACAGGUACAAUUUCUUUAUAAACAAAAGAAAUAUUUAAAAAAAAAAUAUAAUAAACGUUUAAAACGAGGAAUGCUACUUAAUAUUUUUCUGAAAAAUCUUAAUAAUAAUUGACAAAAAAGCAGAUUAUAUAGAGCUAUCCAAAUGUAAAUUUUAACAAGCGUAUUCUUGAAAAUUGACGUCAAGCGAGCUUGAUGCAUCAGUUGGCGAAAGGUAUCGAUCGAUCAAAGUUAUUCGUUAACAGUGCAUUAUUGUCUAGGGCUUUUCCUGCCCACAGUGCAUGCGAGACUUACACUCAUACACACACACACACACACACACACACAUUUACACAUUUAAUUAUACAGUGAACAUUGACUUCCAGCUGGAGAGAUUCUGGCUCAAUACGCUGCAUUGAUAUCCCUCCCCUAUUUUUUAUUUCUUUAUUUACAGAUUGUAAGUUCAGAAUGACAGUGAAUUGCUACACUCGGUAAUUUUAUAAUUACCCAACGUGUGUAGGAGCGCUUGAUGUUUUGAAGAAAGAAACAGGCAAUGUGAGCAUGCAUAAUUAUGUAGAUUUUUAUGUGCUAGUCAAGAAUCCUGAAGGACGCACAAGACACAAGAGACACAAAGAACGAAUCAGAGCUUUUGUUUUCUUGAAGAGAUCGGGUACGGGGCAAAGGGGGAAAUACGCAAUAAAAAAUUGCGGGACAAACGGUAGAAUGAGUGAGAUUUUGCAUAAAAGUAAUGACUAGUUCGUUUUAGUGACUCGUCUAAUUGCCAAUUCUACACAAAUUGAUACUGAAUCAAAUUUUAUCCGUAAUUUUCAUUGAAGCUAUUCCUUCGUGCCAUUGCCUUCUUUCUUGUCUGCAUAAAAACGGCUACGAGUGACGUUAAUCCAUUUUUACAUAGUUUGUAGUUUAAGGGGCUUUACAGUAUUGUCAUUUUCAGUAGUAUUUUUUGUAUGCAAAUUUUAAAAGAAAAUAAAUUUACAUUUAAGUUCGUUUUGCACACACAUUUUAAAUAUGUGAAUUUCGUCUGACGAGAAAGUGAAAAUUAUAAAUCCUUCACGUGUUAAACAUGUAAGUGCCAAAAAUGUCGGACUUGCAAAAAUGUAAACAGUCAAGCAAAAAUAAUUUUGAAAUUUUCACGCCAAAAGUUUACCAAGUGCGUCUUUUAAAAUCUGUCUGUCAAUCACUUCUGUACAACGACAAACAAAUCAUUUAGUUGAUUUUGUUAAGUUAAAUUUAAGUUUUAAACUUUUACUCGAGAAAUUUUCAUAAAACAUAGACUUUUUACGAUUUUCACGUUUUUUGAAACCAGUGCCCCGAUUUCCAAGUCCCGAUUCUAGUUUCUUCAUGGCGGCUCGAAAGUAGUCUCAGCGUGUACCAACCGUGUAUAUAUAUACAGAUUAUUAUAAGUAAUUGUAGGACUUACACUAAUAUAGUAUUAACAUUCUAAUAAUUCUUUUUACCGCAAUAAGGCGGCUGUCUUGGAUAAGUGCAUUAAGAGCCGUCACAUUUUGCAAUGCAAUCGUUUAUGAAUGCUUGUUUUGUUAAGUUUUUGAGCACUAUUAUUGGUAUGAUAUAUUAUUAACCUUAACCCUUAGACGGCGAAGCUCAAAAAUACGAAAAAUAAUCAUAAGAAUACAGAACUGUCGAAUUACUGUGAGAUACAUCUGUUUUGUCUUUUUCCCUAAUAUAGUGUUUUAUGUAUAUUUAAUCUUGAAA
Molecule: messenger RNA, 10182 nt
Organism: Nasonia vitripennis (jewel wasp)
Lineage: Eukaryota; Metazoa; Arthropoda; Insecta; Hymenoptera; Pteromalidae
Gene: chb
Product: CLIP-associating protein 1
Exons: 22
Coding region: 3984-7952 (1322 amino acids)
Biological process (GO): mitotic spindle assembly
Cellular component (GO): spindle microtubule; mitotic spindle; microtubule organizing center
Molecular function (GO): microtubule binding
Source: RefSeq, a predicted model, not a curated record